UGUAUUGGAUUAUCACUGAUGACAAUCUGAGAGCUCUCAGUACUCUUACAGUAGCGAUUCUUCACAGCUCGGAGUUUUUACACGAAAAUCUUAUUUGUAUUUAGAAUUUAUUUCUCAUUAUUUGAGCGCGUUGGUGUGUGUUAGGAUGUCCGGAGUUACGCGGUGUUUAAGGACUCGGUUUUUCAUUCACGGAUUAAAAAAAAUGAUCAACCCCCAACUCACAGUGACUGAGAGGACUCACACACAGCGGACCUACAGCAGCGCCUCAGACAUUGCUGGGGUGAAAGAGCGCACUUUGGUUGCUGUCAAACCGGAUGGGGUUCAGAGGCGUCUGAUUGGUCAGAUCAUUAAACGCUUUGAGCAGCGAGGAUUCCGGUUAGUGGGGCUGAAGAUGGUGAAGGUGUCUGAGGAGUUACUGGCCCAGCAUUAUGAAUCUCUUCAUAAGAAACCGUUCUACCCCAGUCUACUGCGCUAUAUGACCUCAGGCCCUGUGGUGGCAAUGGUGUGGGAGGGUCACAACAUAGUGAAGUCAACACGAAUAUUAGUUGGAGACACAAACCCAGCUCAAGCUGUACCUGGAACUCUGAGAGGAGAUUUUAGUGUUCACAUUAGCAGGAACAUUGUACAUGCAUCAGACUCCGCUGAGGUGGCACAAAAAGAGAUCUCACUCUGGUUUCAGCGCUCUGAGCUGUUCGACUGGGAGGCUUGUGACCAUAGCAACAUCUACCAUCAAUAAGUGUGUGUGAGGGGUUUCUAAUCUGUUGAAAGUUUAAAGUAAUAUUGACACUAUUGCUGUAGCAUUAGAUUUUUUUGCUUGGAAUGUUCAAUAAUUAAAUUUUUUUUUCUUCAAUUGGCAUAUAUAUAGAGAAAAUGUGAAGCUCUAAGCAAAACAUCUGUUCCUGAACAUAAGAGCAACUUUCAGACAGGAAAAACACUGUGAAAAGGACUAAAAGUGUAUAUCACUGUAAUAACAACUGUCAACAACUACAUCUUCUGCCUUUGUAAUAAAAUGAUAAAGUCA
This is a messenger RNA of Trichomycterus rosablanca, 1021 nucleotides long. It is a transcript of the gene nme4, whose product is annotated as NME/NM23 nucleoside diphosphate kinase 4. Gene Ontology annotation, molecular function: nucleoside diphosphate kinase activity. The transcript has 5 exons. The record is from RefSeq and is a predicted model, not a curated record. NCBI's taxonomy places the organism in Eukaryota, Metazoa, Chordata, Actinopteri, Siluriformes, Trichomycteridae. Gene Ontology annotation, biological process: CTP biosynthetic process; UTP biosynthetic process; GTP biosynthetic process. The coding region runs from base 146 to 736 and encodes 196 amino acids.